CGGCGGUUGCCGUGGAAACGAGGCAAGCGUUGAGCUCCCAACGACUCGGGCGCGGGCGGUCGGCUGAGAAGGAAAGCGGGGCCUCCCUGGCGGGGCCGGGAGCAGUAGCGACCCACGGGACGCGGUUUUCGGUACUUCCGGAAGCAGCAUGCACCCCGAGGCCUCGGAGCCCGGGGCGGACGGGCCGGCGGAGCAGGGCUGCGCGCAGGAGCCGGGCGUGGAGGCGUCGGCGGGCGACCACGCGGACGCAGGCCCGGGGGGCCGCCAGGAAGCAAUAAAUGAUCCUAAGGAAACAUGCGUGGGUCCUUGUGACACAUCCUACACAAGCGAGCAGAAGCAGAGUGGUGAUAGCCGGUCAGACAGUCGCUUAGCACAGCAGAGAGACGACAAGGAAGACCAGGGCCCCAGGAUGACUAAAAGUUUUCUGCAAAAACUCUGCAAGCAGCACAAGCUUUAUAUUACCCCAGCAUUGAACGACACGCUGUAUUUACACUUUAAAGGUUUUGAUCGCAUCGAGAACUUGGAAGAGUACACGGGGCUGCGUUGCCUCUGGCUCGAGUGCAACGGGAUACAGAGAAUCGAGAAUCUCGAGGCCCAGACCGAGUUGCGUUGCCUCUUCCUGCAAGUGAACUUGCUUCACAAAAUCGAGAACUUAGAGCCUCUCCAGAAACUGGAUGCUCUCAACCUGAGCAACAAUUACAUCAAGACCAUCGAAAACCUCUCCUGCCUGCCCGUCCUCAACACCCUCCAGAUGGCCCACAAUCACUUAGAGACCGUGGAAGACAUUCAGCAUCUAAAGGAGUGUUUGAAACUGUGCGUCCUUGACCUGUCCCACAAUAAGCUGAGUGAUCCGGAAAUCCUGAGCGUGCUGGAGAGCAUGCCUGAUUUGCGAGUACUGAAUCUGAUGGGAAACCCCGUUACCAGGCACAUUGCUAACUAUCGAAGGACAGUCACCGUUCGACUCAAACAUCUAACGUAUCUGGAUGACAGACCAGUUUUCCCAAAGGACAGAGCUUGUGCGGAGGCCUGGGCCAGGGGAGGGCUCGCAGCUGAGAGGCAGGAGAGAGAGCACUGGGAGAGCAGGGAGAGGAAGAAGAUCACCGACAGCAUCGAAGCCCUAGCGAUGAUGAAGCGGCAGGCAGAGGAGAGAAAACUGCGGAAAGCCAGCUGGGAGGAAGACGGGAAGGGUGACGUGGAUGCCACCGUGGAGGGGACGGAAGAGCCUGGUGAGGCGGGAGGAAGGCGGCAGAAAAUGGAGCUGUUUGUCACGGAAAGCUUCGAGGCCAAGGAUGAGCUUUUCCCAGAAGAGUCGAGUCUCACAGAGGAGCUGCCGGAGGAGGCCAAUGGAGGCACUGAAGAGCAGGGGCCAGGGGGGGCACCCCCGGAGGAAGCCCCGAAGCCGGCCGCCCCCGGAGCUGCCUGCGAAGACUCGGGGCCCCGGACUGCGGCCACUGAUGGUGCAUUAAGCACAGGACUUGCCGGAGACGAGGAUCUGGAAACCGUCAAAGCGGAAGCAAAGGAGCAGCUCUUCAUUGACGACCUGCCCGACUUGGAGGACAUGGAUGCCGGGGAGCCUCCGGACGGCCAGGACGAGGUGUGCGUUCCAAAGGUUACAGCCAUCUCGGGCUCGGGCGACGACAGUGACCCUGAGCUGGACUACACCUCACUCCCAGGGCUGGAAAACACCCCAGACGCCCUUUCAAACAUAUUCGCGAUCCCCAAGGACGCCCCGAGGAAGGCGGAGACGCCCUUUGCAGACCUAUUUAAAGCAGCAGCAAAGAGGGACUUGGAACCCCGAAGCAGGGACACCAGGCCCCCACGCCCGCUGAUUCAGGAGCUCCAUGACGAGGCACCUCCCCCUUCCAGUGAGGACGGGGGCAGUGACCUACUUUCCGCCUCUCCCCUAGGAAACAUCACCGAGAAGAAGGAGCCGCAGUCGAGGACAGAGCUCACAGAGCCCGAGGCGGGAGUCGACCGAGACGACAUUGAAUUUGGCUUGGACUGAACCCCAAGGUGGCCCUUCCACCCCUAGACUAAUGGUGACAGUGAACCCGUGACCAGGCCCCCCCCCGGGGGCCAGACCCCCUUUGUCCAGACUCCCUUCCUUCCAACAAGCUGCACUUCCCGAGGGCGCCCAGGGGAAGCCUGGCCUGCCACGUGGGCCUGUCACGCGGCUCCCCCCCCAGUGCAGUCCCGCCCUCAACGCACACCGUGCCACCCCAUCCCGUUGUGUAAGCUGUGUAAGCGCAAGCUUCUCCCAUGAGCAUUACAGACACGCCAGUACC
This is a messenger RNA of Hyaena hyaena (striped hyena), 2285 nucleotides long. RefSeq names its product dynein axonemal assembly factor 1 (gene DNAAF1). The coding region runs from base 149 to 2005 and encodes 618 amino acids. Gene Ontology annotation, molecular function: dynein complex binding; protein binding. Lineage: Eukaryota; Metazoa; Chordata; Mammalia; Carnivora; Hyaenidae. Gene Ontology annotation, cellular component: axoneme. The transcript has 12 exons. The record is from RefSeq and is a predicted model, not a curated record. Gene Ontology annotation, biological process: cilium assembly.